Molecule: messenger RNA, 1483 nt
Organism: Lathyrus oleraceus (garden pea)
Lineage: Eukaryota; Viridiplantae; Streptophyta; Magnoliopsida; Fabales; Fabaceae
Exons: 9
Coding region: 153-1094 (313 amino acids)
Source: RefSeq, a predicted model, not a curated record
UUUCCUUUUUAAAAUUCUCCUUCCUCUGACCAAAGGGGGAAGGGGCAGAUGCUUUUCUUCACCUCAUUUAAUUUCCCUCGUUUUUAAUUAAUUAGAAAAUAUAUCACAGAUCUGCAGCUGACUGUUUUUCUUUCUUUCUUCCCAGAAGAAUAAUGGUUGCGAAUUCUUCUUCGGAUAAUACCGCACUUUCAGAAACCGCGAAUAAUCAGAAGCAGAAUUGGGCUUCAUCCCCUUCCACCGUUUUCAAUCACUUCGCCACAAGUGGACUUUCGGUCGCAAUCGCAACAUCAAUUACCCAUCCCCUAGAUGUAUUGAAAGUGAGGCUACAAAUGCAACUUGUUGGCCAGAAAGGUCCUUUGAGUGGAAUGGGACAACUAUUUUUAAGUGUGGUGAAAAAUGAAGGACCUAAGUCGUUGUAUCUGGGUUUGACGCCUGCUUUAACAAGGUCAGUAGUUUAUGGAGGACUACGCUUGGGUUUGUAUGAACCCUCUAAGAAUGCAUGUGAUCAUGCUUUUGGCUCCUCCAAUGUUUUAGUUAAAAUUGCUUCAGGAAUGUUUGCUGGUGCUUUUGCAACUGGACUGACCAAUCCAAUGGAAGUUCUCAAGGUGCGUUUGCAAAUGAGUUCAGACAUGGGAAAGAGUGGCCCAAUUUCGGAGCUUCAGAGGACUGUAUCUGAAGAGGGAAUCAAAGCUCUGUGGAAGGGGGUGGGGCCUGCCAUGGCCAGAGCCGCUGCCUUGACGGCAUCCCAGUUGGCUACCUAUGAUGAAACCAAGCAGAUUCUAGUCAAGUGGACAUCUCUCAGAGAAGGAUUUCAUCUGCAUCUAAUCUCAAGCACAGUUGCAGGAAUACUGAGCACCCUAAUAACUGCACCCGUGGAUAUGGUUAAAACACGUCUCAUGUUGCAACGACAAUCCAAGGGUGGUAUAAUAUACAAAAAUGGAUUUAACUGUGCAUACCAGGUUUUGCUUACGGAGGGUCCAAAGGCACUAUACAAAGGGGGCUUUGCAAUAUUUGCAAGAUUAGGACCACAAACCACAAUUACAUUUAUAUUAUGUGAGGAGCUAAGGAAACAUGCUGGGUUGGAAGCAAUUUAAUGACCGUAGUUUCCUCUGCUGACUUUAUUGAUUCUUGAAGUUCUGAAUAACUACUCUUUUUUUGCAAUCAAGCCGUAGUUGAAGAAUUCUUUUAGAUAGUUAUAUACAUUCCACAGUGGCUAUUUGAGGUUUAUUCCCUGGAGAACCGAAUCAUAUUUUUGACACACAAUUAAGCAGACCCGUUUAAGAAGAGAUUGAUCUACUCGAGCAAGUGGUUAUUGUUGUACUCCCUCCCAUAAUACAAACAAAAGGAUGUUGAUUCUUUUUGUACUAUUGUUUUUAUCACCAUGACUGUAUUAAUCUAAAUGGAAAAUUGAUAUUGACCAACCUCCAGAUUGAGAAGGGACUGACUGAUUUUUUAGUCUCUCCGAUACUGCUGUUUAGUCUUA